Volvox carteri f. nagariensis is the source of this 1158-nucleotide messenger RNA. RefSeq lists its product as uncharacterized. Lineage: Eukaryota; Viridiplantae; Chlorophyta; Chlorophyceae; Chlamydomonadales; Volvocaceae. The record is from RefSeq and is a predicted model, not a curated record. Bases 1 to 1158 code for a protein of 385 amino acids. The transcript is spliced from 9 exons.
AUGCCUCAGUCCUUUACAAUGCUGCAGCCUGAAGGGGAGACCAUAGUGGAGGUCAAGAGGAGUACUGGUGGAAAAGCAGACGAUACCACCCUACAGCUGUCAGCCAGAGCUGCAAUCGUCGACGAGCACCUGGACUCAUGCAUCGGUGCGCUUGAAAGCUCUACAUCUACGGUGUCAUGCUUUGGGCGGAAGUACUCUUCCGUAGAGACAGCUCAGAAAAUAGCAGUUCUGGAGCGCGAGCGUCAGAACUUGCGGCGCAUCCUGCACGACAUCGUCGACCUUGCGCGCACCCACAGCUCCGAGGCGGAAGCGCUAAGGAGUCGCUUAACAGAAGCAGAAAAGGCCUUGUUAGCGGCGCGAUUACCGCCGUCUGGUGACCUGGUCAGCGACCUACAAAGGCAAAUCCAGGACCUCACCUCCGAGUACCAAGGCAUCACAGAGAAAGCAGAGUUGGAGCUUCGCAGACUCGAGUCGGAGCUUGGCCGGGUGGAGGCGGCUCGGGAGGCUGCGCUAGCCGAGAGCCAGGAGAAGUCCCGGGAGAUUCGAAGCUUCCAGAAGCGUUACGACACACUGAAGAGCAUCGCUGAAUCCCACCGAGAGGCAGUUAUGGUCGCUAAAAAACAGGCUGAUGAGCCACCUGUCAACCCCAUCAGCAUCUGCGAGCAUCAUCGAGCAUUUGAUCCCAGCUACCUCCGCUACCCUCGCUUCCCUCAGACCGCUGCUAGUCACGCAAAGGCGAUGGAGGCGCAGACAAGGCGGAUCGCAGAGGCACGUGCCGGACGGGAAGCCGCCCUGGCGGAGCUGGAGACGCUGCGACGGGAGCAUGCCGCCCUGCACGAUGCGUUCGUUCGCGCCGGCGGCGUCGACCACCAGAUUUCCAUGGUUCGAAAGUCCUUUCUCACUCGAAGCAACGCAGGUAGCUGCAGCAGCGGCGGCGGCAGCGGCGGCCGCGUACGGAAUCUGCUCAAGGGCCGCCAUGGCUGGUGCGUGCACGCUCGGCCAUGCGGCGGCGGCGGAGCUGGCGGCGCCGGCGGCGACACCACCAAGCUGACGCCGCUGUCAUACGAUAGCCAGGCGGCCUUGGAGUCGCUGAUCAAAGGAGGGGAGCUGUUCCUGUGUCCUACUUGUCUCGCGAACGGAAGCUUCCGGACGCUGUGA